CCUGUCCCGAUUCAGUGUGUGGGUUCGGGUUCUCCCCCCCCUUUCUGAUGUGUCGGCUGCAGCGGCUUCAGUGUGUGGAUUGGAACCACGGCUACCUCAUGUAUGGGGAUCAGAAUGGACGGGGAUGGCGACGAGGGAGGACGUGCGGCAGUGUGGCGGGGGUGUGGUCGUUAUCGUCGUUGCUGUGGACCCGUGAACCCUCUUUGUAGCAAUGGUCAUGGCUGAACCUUCGGAGGGGCCUCGACUCGGCCACGAGCCUCCUCAGCCCAUCAGAGUCGGCUUCUACGACAUCGAACGGACCAUCGGGAAAGGGAAUUUUGCCGUCGUCAAAUUGGCUCGGCAUCGCAUCACCAAAACCGAGGUUGCCAUCAAAAUCAUCGACAAGAGCCAACUGGACGAGGUGAAUUUGCACAAGGUCUACCGAGAAGUGAAUAUCAUGAAGCAGCUACUUCAUCCUCACAUAAUCAAACUUUAUCAGGUGAUGGAGACCAAGAACAUGAUCUACUUGGUUUCCGAAUAUGCAAGUCAGGGCGAGAUCUUCGAUUACAUUGCUCAACACGGGCGGAUGAGUGAGCCUGUGGCGAGGCGCAAGUUCUGGCAGAUCAUCUCGGCCGUCGAGUAUUGUCACAAGAAGAAGAUCGUUCAUCGGGACCUCAAGGCGGAGAACUUGUUAUUGGACUCGGGGCUGAACAUGAAGCUGGCAGAUUUCGGCUUCAGCAACUACUACGCAUCGGGCUCUCAGUUGGCGACGUGGUGCGGGAGCCCCCCCUAUGCCGCCCCCGAGGUCUUCGAAGGGAAGAAAUACACCGGACCCGAAAUCGAUCUCUGGAGCCUGGGAGUGGUGCUGUACGUGUUGGUCUGCGGAACGCUGCCGUUCGACGGGACGACGCUGCACGCGCUGAGGGACCGAGUCCUCUCUGGACGAUUCCGCAUCCCGUAUUUCAUGUCCACCGAGUGCGAGUCUCUGAUCAGGAAGAUCCUUGUCUUGGAUCCGGCGAAGAGAUACACUCUGGAUCAGGUGAAGAGACACAAGUGGAUGCUCAUGGAUGGACAUCCUAAGCUCCUUCCACCUCUACCUGACCGACAAGCUGAACCUAACGAACAAAUCCUCAGGCUCAUGCAGAGUCUAGGGAUCGAUACCAACAAAACUCGCCAGUCGGUGUUGAACAAGACUUACGACCAUCAUGCUGGGAUCUACCUGCUGUUGUUGGAGAGAUUGCAUCAGCAUCGGAGCAGUCACUCGAUGGAUCCAGAAAGGCGUCGACCGAGCACCAUUGCCGAGCAGGCGAUGCGAAAGAUGAACAUAUCAGGCGGUUCAGCCCCGCCGCGGGUCAUCCACGAAUUCUCUCGAACCCAGACGUGCCCUGAUCAAGGGAUGGAAUCCCGACAAUCCCGGCCUCCUCUCCUGCCCCCAGCUCAAGACCCUGCUCAACCCGUGGAAUUAGGGAAUUCCAGUCGGUUUUCUCUGACUCGGAUCGGGAAGGAAAAGUUGGAUGUGGUGCACGAAGACCGAGAGGGUUUCCAGCAGCAGCAGAGCCAGGCUGCUGGGAUGGAAGGCUCCAUGUGUAUGGGAGAGACUCCCUCACCUGCGGUCUUCUGGAAUCGCCAGCGCGGUUCAAGCCAACCAGUCAAGGGAGGACUGUGUACAUCAAUCGACGAAGGUGUGGAGACAGACAUGUCAGACAGCAGUGUCAGUAUCUGUGAUAGCAAUGCUUCUUUCCACACAAGUCAUGCACCCAUGCUCAGGACAAUGGCCCAAGCCCAUGCUGGGGACUCCUCUAGUCAGUGCUACUUGUAUGAUUCUCCACAGGGGAGUGUUACAAGCACUGGUUCCACAUUUGAGAGCUUCGACUCGCAAAUUGAGCCCGACUUCUCAUCGAGCCUUGUGUCAUGCACAUCAUCCAAUCUCCUCAUAGUUGGGGGUCAUCUUGCCCCACAGAUAGGGACUCUUCCUCCUGAUGGUUCCCAGACAGUCACUAUGCGGGCAAGUCCUUCCAGUCGGGGUAUAGUUCGACACAAUCCAAUGGAGGCCGAGCGAAUCAUGACUCGAUCUCCAGUCAACUUCCGGGAGGGGCGUCGAGCCUCAGAUGGUCUAGUGGCUCAGGGCGUCAUUGCCUUUCGACAACAGGACUUGCCACAGGUAACAACUGGCUUGCCUGAGGGCUACAAUCCUGUGAUGCUGGCUCGAGAGUACAAGCAUCAGUAUAUGCAACACAGGCUGCAGCAAAAAAGAUUGAUCUUUCAAAACCAGGCUGCCAUGCACAGAGGAGCUGAACAGAUCUCGAGACGAGCGAUGGUCCGACAGACAAGCUACAAGUUAGCACAACAGGCUCCUGUCCUUCCACCCCUGCCAGUUAUGGAUCCUGAGGUUCACUUUCAGCCCAUUGCUGAAAAUAUUGGGAACCUUCCAUACCAAGGGAGUCAACAUCUGCCAGAGUCUGACCUUCCUCUGGUAGCUGUGAAUCCUAUGAGACUGCAUCCUCACAGCAACAAUCUCAACUGGGAGCAUUGCAAGGUGCAAGGGAAUCUUUCCACUCACUACCUCUGUCCCUGCAAAACCAUGGACUCCAACUGCAAUCUAGUCAUCUCUGCAGCUCAUUGCCAGGAGCAAAUCCAGAACCAUGGCGAGGCAACUUACAUCCAUGGGACAAUGUUCCUCAUCAAGCCUGGCAUUAUGUCCAAUGCUUCAAUGAUGGGCACCUCCCUUGAUGCAAACAUGGCAAACCUUUGCCCACAGAUCCUUGAACCCCAUUUGGUGCCGCCAGUUCAGUACCUUCAGGAUGCAAAUUCUGCUUCUCAAGAGCCACUGAUAAACCAAUCCAUGGAAAUCUCAUGA
Messenger RNA from Darwinula stevensoni, 2836 nucleotides. NCBI's taxonomy places the organism in Eukaryota, Metazoa, Arthropoda, Ostracoda, Podocopida, Darwinulidae. The record is from the annotation of a GenBank genome assembly.